Tripterygium wilfordii is the source of this 1034-nucleotide messenger RNA. Its product is annotated as reticulon-like protein B11. NCBI's taxonomy places the organism in Eukaryota, Viridiplantae, Streptophyta, Magnoliopsida, Celastrales, Celastraceae. The transcript has 6 exons. The coding region runs from base 95 to 718 and encodes 207 amino acids. The record is from RefSeq and is a predicted model, not a curated record.
UGUAUUCUACUCGCCUUCUCUUUCUUUCUCCCUCCUCUCUCUCUCUCUCUCUGUGUAAAAAAAUCUUUGUUGCAGUAAGCCCUAAUUGAUCGCCAUGGGAGAGUCAAAUGCUAAUCGUCGAAUUUCCGUUUAUCAAGCUCUCGGUGGUGGUUCAGUUGCUGAUGUGCUGUUGUGGAAGAGAUGGGGUCGAGCGUUGUUGACUCUUGGCUCUGCAACAACUCUUUGGUUCCUCUUCGAGCGAGCUGGUUACAAUCUCUUGUCUUUUGUGGCCAAUGUUCUGUUACUGCUUGUUGUAAUACUCUUCGUCUGGGGUAAAUCCGCUACAUUACUCAACAGACCCUUGCCGCCCAUUCCUAACCUGGAGAUUUCUGAAGAUACUGUUGCCAAGGCUUCUGCCGUGACCCGAGUAUAUAUCAAUUAUGGAUUGUCAAUCGCACAUGAUAUUGCAAUCGAAAGAAAUUUGAAAAUUUUCCUCCAGGUUGCCAUAUGUUUAUGGUUGGGAUCUUAUAUUGGUAGUCUAUGCAACUUCCUCACUCUGGUCUACAUUGGGGUUCUUAUUUCCUUUUCACUACCGGUGUUGUAUGACAAGUACCAGGACUGGAUUGAUGAAAAGCUUUGCAUCGUACAGAGAUACAUUCAAGCACAGUACAGGAAAAUUGAUGAUACAAUACUAAAGAAGCUUCCAUUGCCAUCAAACAAGGAAAAGAAGACUCAGUAGUUAGUAGGAUUCCAGGUAUUGAUCUGUGUGUGUUCAAUGGCGUGGAGAGUAGUUUCUUGCCUUGGGAAGUUUUUUCAGGUUUCUACUUUCCGGAUGCUCUAAGUAUUAUCAUGAAAUGCCAGUUAUAGCCUAAUUAUCCUUAAGGAUUACGUACAGGAUUGACCCCAAUAGCUUCUACACGCCUGACUGACAGUAUCAAGUUUCAUUGUUUCAUUUCCUAUUUUCCCCGUGAGGCAUCCGAAUUACAACUUGAUUAGCCUUUGAGUUUAUGCUUGAAAUUUUUGCUCAUUGAUGAAAUUCAUUAUUGGAGGGAAGA